ACCGAUUUUUUCCUCAAAUAGAAUGGUUCGCCGAGAAAAAGAGAAUUUGAAGUCGUGUCUCAGUUCCGGUGCUUUUUGGUUGUAGUUCAGGUCCAAAACUUUUAAGUAGUUCUGUAGUUCGGUUACUCGUGUUCUACACUGUUCAGUUUCGAAAAGACGUUGGUAGACGUAACAUCGUCACCUUGUUUGUGUGUUUCUUGUGAAUUUGGAUUUAUUUAUAGUUGAGAAAGAUGAAUUCGUACCUGUCAACGGCUGUAGACUUUCAGGCGUUGGAUUUCACUUCAAAAAUGAAAAAUCAAAUAGUGAAGCAAGAGCAACCAGUAUUGGAUCUAUCUUGCAAAAAACAACCAAUAAUUUCCACAAAUUUCACAAGUGGUCGUAUUCAACGUGACACAUUUUCCGAUUCAUCGUUUAAUUCAUCAAACGAAGAACAACAAACGCAAGCGGCAAAUUUAACAUGUCCCACUGAUAGAAGGGAAAAUCCAUUUGAAGUACGAAGCUAUAUGGUGACACCACCUUCUGAAGAAGAAUCUCCAAAGAAACCAAAAUUUGAACAAACAUAUAAUAAUAAUAAUAAAAUUAGUGUUGUACAUUCAGUGGAUCGUAUUACGCACAAUAAUUAUGUGAAUAGUCCACCAAUUCACAUACCUGUACCAAUUGUACCACAAACACAACAAUUAAUACCAACAGUACCAACCACAGUCAUACCAUCAAUGAUUGUACAAAAUAAUAAUAAUAAUAAUAAUAACAACAACAACAAUAGUCAUAUUCAAAUUCAAAUGCCAAAUGCAACAUCGACUACUCAAGAUCUUGCGACAACACCAAUAACACCUGAAUGUAAAAAAUCGGCAAGACCAUUUAAAGCAUAUCCCAAAGAUCCACUUUCGUUGAGCGUUGUUUCUGAAUUAAUAUACGAUCAAAAUUCGAAUGAUGCGUAUUCGGAAUUUCGGAAAAAAAUGCUCGACUCUGUGAGAAGAAGCAAUGAGGGAACGAACAUCAAAAUGCGAAGAGUGUCAAAAAGUCCAGGUUUGCCAACUAGCACCAUGGAUGAAAAAGAUGCUGCCUAUUGGGAGAGAAGAAAAAAAAAUAACGAGGCUGCGAAACGCUCUAGGGACGCGAGACGGGCGAAAGAAGAUGAAAUAGCAAUAAGGGCGGCUUUCCUUGAACAGGAAAAUUUGAAACUUAAAUAUGAGUUGGUUGCUCUUAGAAACGAAACAGCAAAACUAAGAUGUAUGAUAUACUCAAAUUAAGAAUUCUCACUCUCAGGAAAACUUGCUCUCUUUACAAUCUAUUUCUUGUUUUUUUCGUUAUUUUUUUUCUUUUCUUUUUUGUUUUUAUUAUUAUUCUUUUUUUUUU
Molecule: messenger RNA, 1356 nt
Organism: Leptopilina boulardi
Lineage: Eukaryota; Metazoa; Arthropoda; Insecta; Hymenoptera; Figitidae
Gene: gt
Product: protein giant
Exons: 4
Coding region: 231-1250 (339 amino acids)
Biological process (GO): regulation of transcription by RNA polymerase II
Cellular component (GO): nucleus
Molecular function (GO): DNA-binding transcription factor activity, RNA polymerase II-specific; RNA polymerase II cis-regulatory region sequence-specific DNA binding
Source: RefSeq, a predicted model, not a curated record